Mus musculus (house mouse) is the source of this 924-nucleotide messenger RNA. It is a transcript of the gene Vmn1r12, whose product is annotated as vomeronasal 1 receptor 12. The transcript has a single exon. The coding region runs from base 1 to 924 and encodes 307 amino acids. Gene Ontology annotation, cellular component: membrane; plasma membrane. Gene Ontology annotation, biological process: sensory perception of chemical stimulus; signal transduction; G protein-coupled receptor signaling pathway. Lineage: Eukaryota; Metazoa; Chordata; Mammalia; Rodentia; Muridae. The record is from RefSeq and is marked validated. Gene Ontology annotation, molecular function: G protein-coupled receptor activity; pheromone receptor activity.
AUGAGUUCACUUUCCUUUAUGCCUUCAUUAUUAGAGAAUAUCCUUUAUUUUCAAGCUGGGCUUGGAGUCCUAGCCAAUAUAUUUCUUCUUGUUUUCUAUGUUUUUAUAAUCCUAGGUCACAGACCUAAGCCCAUGGACUUGAUCUCCUGUCAACUGACCUUUGUUCACAUAAUGAUGUUCUUUGCUGGAGAGAAUUUUUGGCUUGCAGACAUAUUUGAGUCACUGAAUGUUGAGAAUGACUUCAAAUGUAAGGCAACUUUUUACACAAAGAGAGUGAUGAGAGGUCUCUCUAUCUGCAUCACCUGCCUCCUGAGUGUGUUCCAGGCUGUCAUGAUCAGUCACAGGAACUCCUUGUUGGCAAAAAUUAAACAUAGACUAAAAAAAUACAUGAUCAACACAUUAUUUUAUAUUUGGUCUUUCAAUUUGUCCUUCAGUAGUAACCUGAUCUUUUAUGUUGGUGGUUUUACCAAUGUGAGUCAGACCAAGCAGUUGAAAGUCACUAAAUCCUGCUCACUCAUCCCCAUGAACUACAUUGUCAGGAGCUUGAUUUUAACUGUGACAACUUCCAGGGAUAUGUUUCUUGUAGGAAUCAUGCUGACUACAAGCACAUACAUGGUGAUUAUCUUGUGUAGACAUCAGAGGCAAUGCAAGCAUCUUCAUAGCAUCACUCCUUGCCUGAGAGCAUCCCCUGAGACAAGGGCUACCCAUAUCAUCUUGCUGCUGGUGUUUUUCUUUGUGGUCAUGUACUGGGUGGACUUCAUCAUCUCAUUCACCUCAAUCCUGUUAUGGAUUUAUGAUCCGGUCAUCUUGAUUGUUCAGAAGUUUGUGGUAAAUGCUUAUCCCACAAUUACUCCUUUGGUACAAAUCAGUUCUGAUAAAAGAAUUACUAGGAUGGUGAAAAACUUGCAGUCUCAGUGCUACUAG